Etheostoma spectabile (orangethroat darter) is the source of this 1769-nucleotide messenger RNA. RefSeq names its product claudin 5a (gene cldn5a). The record is from RefSeq and is a predicted model, not a curated record. Gene Ontology annotation, cellular component: membrane; bicellular tight junction. NCBI's taxonomy places the organism in Eukaryota, Metazoa, Chordata, Actinopteri, Perciformes, Percidae. The coding region runs from base 265 to 912 and encodes 215 amino acids. Gene Ontology annotation, molecular function: structural molecule activity. The transcript has a single exon.
CACCCAGCAGAUAUUCGUGGUACGGUGCUUCUGUGAUUCCAGUUGUUUUCACAACCCCUUACUAACAAAGAGACUCAGCUGCUGUCUCUUACAUCUCCGAGUAAAUGUGGUGUGUGUAAUGCGCAACUAACGAUUUACGCUCCUGUACACCGAGCCGAGAACGAAGAGACAAAGAGUAGAAAUACACCUUGUUCUCAAGAAGAAAAAUUAAGGGGAGAGUUCGAAAAGUUUCAGACAGACUUUGACCAAACGUAUAGAGCGAAAAUGGUAUCAGCCGGACUGGAGAUCGUGGGACUCUCGCUGUGCGUAAUUGGCUCGUUCCUGGUGAUGCUUUCGUGCGGGCUGCCCAUGUGGAAGGUGACGGCUUUCAUCGAAGCCAAUAUCGUGGUGGCUCAGACAAUCUGGGACGGCUUGUGGAUGACAUGCGUGGUGCAAAGUACGGGUCAGAUGCAGUGCAAGGUGCACGAUUCCGUACUCUCCCUCGGCCACGACCUGCAGGCGGCCAGAGCGCUCACCAUCAUCUCCUCGGUGAUGGGCGUGCUGGGGCUCAUGGUUGUGAUUGCGGGGGCGCAGUGCACUAACUGUAUCCGCGCUGAGUACGUCAAAGCCCGGGUGGUGAACGCCGGAGGGGUCAUCUACAUCAUCAGUGGUGUGUUUGUGCUGGUGCCUCUCUGUUGGAUGGCCAACAGCAUCAUAUCGGACUUUUACAACCCGCAGGUACCAGCAUCCAAGAAGAGGGAGAUUGGGGCUGCGCUCUACAUCGGCUGGGCGGCCUCAGCGAUGCUGCUGCUCGGAGGAUCGCUGCUGUGCUGCUCCUGUCCCUCCAGCGGGAACUCUGGAUACUCGGUAAAGUACGCACCGACUAAGAGAGCCACGCCGAACGGGGACUAUGACAAAAGGAAUUAUGUGUAGCCUAGCUAUGCGCCUAUAACAGGCGGUGUGUAAAAGUGACCUGCAGCUUUUGAAAAACUGUUUUUUGACGGACGAUUUCUUUGCACCUGCAGUUUUUGUUUUUAGAAAUAUGAACUCUGAAAAUCAAUGGAAGCACAUGUUUUUACACUGGCCUUUCAAUGCGCUCGGACGACAAAUUCACAAAUCCUUUUUCGCAUCUACAGGAGAUUAAAAAGACUAUCAACUAUAAAAGGCAGCACACAACAAAAGAAGUAGGUCUAUCUGUGGGCUACGUGCUUUUUGUAGCCUAAGUCUUCGAAAUUAUUAUAGGCUGUUUUAAAUUCUGUACCGUUGCCAUCGAAUAUAUAGCUCUGUUCUGUUCUUUUCCUUGAUGUGAGCACACACUUACAGUAAUGAGAAUGAUUGCACCCUCACUCAUUCAAAGACCCAUUUCCUUCAGAGGAACUACGCCGACAUGUUGAGGACUCCAACAAUGUAUAAAAGCAAUAAAGACCCAAAAAGAAAAGUCUAUACAUGUUAAAGUCCCAAUAAAUCUCGGCCAGGUUUUAUUGUUGUUCAGAAGUUGAUGGCGGAGAUUUUAAAGUGUGCAGUGUGCAGUCUAAUUUUGGACCUGUGGAUUUCGAAGAGCCUGUGAUCUGUAGGUCACAACCUGAUAUCUUACAGUCCGUUAUUCGGCUGCACUGAACACCUGCAAUGUUUUUGCAUAAUCGGAAGUCUUUUCUUUUCAGAAAUUCUAGAAAUAAACUUUUGUUUUCUGUUGGUUUGUUGACGUUUGAUGUAAUGGUUCAUUAUUCCUGUAUAUGAAGAUGCCAUAUUGUGUCAUUUUAUUAAGAUUAAACUGAAUAUAUUGCCUGAAA